Erigeron canadensis is the source of this 1617-nucleotide messenger RNA. RefSeq lists its product as uncharacterized. Lineage: Eukaryota; Viridiplantae; Streptophyta; Magnoliopsida; Asterales; Asteraceae. Bases 158 to 1483 code for a protein of 441 amino acids. The record is from RefSeq and is a predicted model, not a curated record. The transcript has 4 exons.
ACUUUCAUUACAAAACAAAAAACACUCGAUGGAUUUUUCUGCUUCUCUCAUGAACAAAUACCAAUAACCCCCAAUUCACAAAACCCAACAACCUUUUUUUUAUUUAUUUAUAUUUAGAUAUAUUAUUUUCUUCUCAUUUUCUUGAUUGUUUUCCGCAAUGGAUACACAAGAAAAGAACCAAGAACACUACCAAGAACUACUUUGUUCAUACUUGGGUAUAAGUUUUGCAAUCUUUAUAGGAUUUAUACCAAAAAAGUCACAAUCUUUGAUCCAAUCUUUACAGACCCACAAUGAAUUAUUGUCAAAAAAGGUGUUACAAGCUGAAGAACAGCUAGAGCAGCUGUUUUCAAGAAGAAAAGAGGAUUCGAAAGCAAAUGCAAGAGUUGUUGAGAUCUUUGCAAGUCAUAGACAUGGAUGGCAGCAAGAAGAGAAAAGAUUGCUUAGACAAAUUGAUGAAAAUGUUGAAGAGAUUGCUAAUUUAAGAGCUAAAAUUGAAGAUCUAGAAAUUAAAGUUGAUGACUUGAAAAGGGAAGUUAGUGAAAGAGAUGAGUUGUUGAAUUUUAUGACUAAUAGAGUUGAUGAUGAUGAUGAUGAUGAUGAUGUUGUUGAGGGGGUUAAUCAUGGUUUUAAACAUGGUAAGUAUGAUAGUAAUUAUGGGAGUAAUAAUAAUGAUGGUAAGUAUAAUGGUAAUUAUGGGAAUAGUAAUGGUGUUGUGGGUGAUUGUUAUAUGGAAAGAGGGAUGCAUAAUGUGGAUGAUAUUGGGUCAAUUUAUGAUGGGUAUGCUAUGCUUAAUCCUUCCGAGAUUUCAAAUUCCGGGGUUUCAAAAUUCUUGGCUGAAAGAUCAAAUCUUUGGCAGGGUGUACAAUAUGGAUCUGUGGAACCAGUUCAUGACUUCAAGCAUUAUGUAACGAGGAGAGAGUCACCUUGGAAGGUAGAUGGUGAUUCAUCUGGGGUUUCUGCAAAACUAAAACUACUCGAACAGGAGCUUCAGAACUUGGAAAAUAUCGGUGCAAAUGAUUUGUCAAAAGUGCCAUCGUUAAUGAAAAAACAGGCAAAAAGAUAUCAAGCUCUUGCUGGAAAAAUUGAUGAUCUUUGUAGAAGAAUGGAGAAUGAUCCUUGUGAACCAAAUGCGGGUUUAGAGUUCCGAACACAGAGACAAACUGAGUUUUUGCUGGAAGCACUGCGGCUUCAGCAGCGUGCUUCAGAAACUGGGCAGAAAUUGCUGUCUUUGCAAACAGAAACAGGGACAGGUUUUAAUCAUGGGAACGAUCCGUUAGAAGGCCGUGCACGAUUAACUACCAGACUCUCAUUGAACUCCAUAAGAAACAAUUUCAGGGAUAUUCAGAGAAACUUGGAAAUAUGGUUAGCAAGAAUCAUUGGAGACGUUGAAGGGAUUUUGGCUAGAGAUGGUGCUUCGCGAGUAAACGAGUAUUAUAUAUCUCCAAGAUAUCCUUUUGUUCAACAGGAAAGAUUUAAAGUUUAGUUUUUCUUUUUUCUUUUUGACUAAUCUGAACUGAUUGAUUAAUGGCUCAAUCUGUACAUGUUUUCUUGGCCUCUAAAUCUCGAUUGCUGACCUCCUUUUUCUAUGCAAAUGUGCAUCGGGUUAUUUUGUUCUGA